Molecule: messenger RNA, 1964 nt
Organism: Cicer arietinum (chickpea)
Lineage: Eukaryota; Viridiplantae; Streptophyta; Magnoliopsida; Fabales; Fabaceae
Source: RefSeq, a predicted model, not a curated record
UGAGUUUCCAAAUCCAUUCUUGUUUCAUAUCAUUAUAUACCCUCCCAAAAAAAAAGAUACAAUAUGGCUUCCAAGCUAUGUAUUAAUCAUUCCCUCUCAAUAAUAAUUUUCAUUCUCCUUCCCUUAUUUGCUUCAAUAGCACUCUCAGAUAGUCCAAACCCAAUUACUCCAACCUCUCCGGGAAAUGCAUGCAAAUCCACGCCAGACCCAACCUAUUGCAAAUCCAUUCUCCCUCCUCAAAACGGCAACGUUUAUGAUUACGCUCGAUUCUCAGUUAAAAAAUCACUAGCACAAUCUCGCAUAUUCUCCAACCUAAUCAACAACUAUCUCCGACGUAGUUCCACUCUUUCCACCACUGCUAUACGUGCACUUCAAGAUUGCCAAUCGCUUAGCGAUCUCAACUUUGAUUUCCUCACAAGUUCUUUUCAAACCGUUAACAAAACAACUAAUUUUCUUCCCAAUUUACAAGCCGACAACAUUCAAACGUUGCUUAGUGCCAUUCUAACAAACCAACAAACAUGUUUAGAUGGUCUUAAAGACACUUCUUCCGCUUUUAGCUUUAGAAACGGACUCACAAUCCCACUUUCUAACGACACCAAACUCUUUAGUCUCUCACUUGAUUUCUUUACUAAAGGUUGGGUUCCAAAAACAAAAACAAAAACCUCGUUUCAUAAUCAUUCAAAUAAAGGAUUUCGAAACGGGCGUUUACCGCUUAAAAUGUCGAGUAGGACACGUGCAAUUUACGAGUCGGUUAGUCGGAGAAAGCUUCUACAGGCUGAUGUUGGUGAUGAUGUUGUGGUGAGUAAUAUUGUGACAGUUAGUCAAGAUGGAAGUGGAAACUUUACGACGAUUAAUGAUGCUAUUGCUGCUGCUCCGAAUAAAUCUCUUUCUAGUGAUGGAUACUUUUUGAUUUAUGUUACGGCUGGUGUUUAUGAAGAGUAUGUUACUAUUGAUAAGAAAAAAACGUAUUUGAUGAUGAUUGGUGAUGGUAUCAACAAGACUAUUAUUACAGGGAAUCAUAGUGUUAUUGAUGGAUGGACUACCUUCGGCUCCCCAACAUUUGCUGUGGUUGGACAAGGAUUUGUGGGUGUGAACAUAACCAUUCGAAACACAGCAGGUGCAGUAAAGCACCAAGCAGUGGCACUUCGAAACGGAGCAGAUUUAUCCACAUUCUACAGUUGCAGUUUUGAAGGGUACCAAGAUACAUUAUACACACAUUCCCUUAGACAAUUCUACAGAGAAUGUGACAUCUACGGCACAGUUGAUUUCAUAUUUGGAAACGCCAAGGUUGUUUUCCAAAAUUGCAAUCUUUAUCCUCGUCUUCCAAUGAGUGGACAAUUCAACGCAAUCACUGCACAGGGUAGAACAGAUCCAAAUCAAGAUACGGGUACCUCAAUUCACAAUUGUACGAUUAAAGCUUCUGAUGAUUUGGCUUCUAGUGAUGGUGGUGUUGCGACUUAUUUGGGAAGACCGUGGAAGGCAUAUUCCAGAACAGUUUAUAUGCAAACAUUUAUAGAUAAUGUGGUUGAUGCUUCUGGUUGGCGUGCAUGGGAUGGUGAUUUUGCAUUAACUACAUUGUAUUAUGCUGAGUUUAAUAAUAGUGGGCCAGGCUCUAACACUGAUGGGAGAGUGACGUGGGAAGGUUAUCAUGUGAUUAAUGCCACCGAUGCUGCUAAUUUUACUGUGGCAAAUUUCUUGCUUGGUGAUGAUUGGUUGCCUCAGACAGGGGUUUCUUAUACUAAUACCUUAAUUUAAUUAGACACUGUAAUUAUUACUACAUUUCUUUAAAUUCCUCUCUAAUUACUUAAAUAAGUUGGCGAUCGCUUGUGUACACUACUGAUAUAUAAUGUACCAAUACUUGUACAUCAUCAAGCCGGCAUAUUGUUUCAUUUCAUUUAAUUAAAUUAAUGUCAUUUUUUUUUUAUUUUAUAAUAAAGAAAUAACUUAAGAGCAGUUUGUGAUGA